This is a messenger RNA of Equus caballus (horse), 3854 nucleotides long. RefSeq names its product telomere repeat binding bouquet formation protein 2 (gene TERB2). Lineage: Eukaryota; Metazoa; Chordata; Mammalia; Perissodactyla; Equidae. Gene Ontology annotation, biological process: homologous chromosome pairing at meiosis; meiotic attachment of telomere to nuclear envelope. Gene Ontology annotation, cellular component: nuclear inner membrane. The record is from RefSeq and is a predicted model, not a curated record.
AUCUUUUAGAGAGUCCAACUGAAACACUUAUAGAUGAAAUGAUAAAAUGAGUUUUGCUUCAAAAUAAUACUUGAUGCUACAGAACGUGCGCCCAUGCCCGUACAACACAGCACACUAACUUUGUUAAUACUUAGGGUUUAAAAUUUACAAGCAUGACUGACCCUUCUCCGACGUAUGGGGGGAAAAACUAAAAGGCCUCUCCACUCCCCCACAAGUCGGUCCACUCUGUGCGGUAGUAACCGGAUCCCUCUUCCUCCUGCCUCAGGCUUUUCCCGCCCAUUACCCUGAGAGCCAAUCAUCGAGCUCGGCUUCAGACCUGGGACCAAUCAGCGAUCUCUGCUAUGGCCCCUCCCCCACGUCCAUGGGUACAAGGCGGCGCCAUGUUUCAAGGGCAGCGGGGUUGGUUCUGCGGCAGCGUCAGCCAUGCCCUGAGGCAGUUCUGGGUGGCCGAAGGGGGGACCAUCAGUGACCCGAGGGCCGCCGACUUCCUGUUCAGCUGUGAUGCCUCCCACCCAGACACGCUGAGAAUAUAUCAGAGCCUUGAUUACAUAGAAGAUAAUGCCACAAUUUUUCAUGCCUACUAUCUCUCUGCAGUCGCUAACGCUGAAAUAAAGAACUCGGUGGCUUUAGGUCAUUUCAUUCUUCCUCCUGCGUGCCUGCAAAAAGAAAUAAGAAGAAAAAUUGGUAGUUUUAUUUGGGAACAAGACCAGCAUUUUCUAAUAGAAAAGCAUGAUGAAGUAACACCAAAUGAAAUAAAGGCCCUUGGAGAAAGCAGUAAACUAGCAACAGAUCACGAAAAAGAAUUAUCCAAAAGCACAGAAAAACGUUUUAUAAGGACUCCAGUUGUAGAAAAGCAGAUGUACUUCCCUCUUCAGAAUUAUCCAGUGAACAACAUGGUAACAGGUUAUAUAUCAAUUGAUGCCAUGAAGAAAUUCCUUGGGGAGCUACAUGACUUCAUUCCUGGAAGCUCAGGAUAUUUGGCAUACCAUGUUCAAAAUGAAAUUAACAUGUCUGCUAUAAAAAACAAGUUGAAGAGAAAAUGUUAAGUUAAAUUGUCCUUAUAUCUGGGCAUUUAUUUUCUAUUACCAUAGGUUACAAAAUAUUACCAAAGGUGUGCAUAAUUUUAAAUUCUCCUCUUUGGGACAGGGGGAUGGGGAAAUGGGGAAGAAGUCUUCUUUCUUUCUCAAAAUGUGUCUUUAGGAAAUUCAGAAUCAUUUUGGCUUUGUCUUUUGACAUUUGAGCUGGACUUUUUCCCCAGCUUGUAACAUUAUGUCCACAAAUUCUGAAUGCACCGUUGUUAUGGAGUAAUUGUCAUUGAAAUAUACUUCAUAAGAAAUCUCUCUCUUUCUCUCUCUGUCAGAUGUUCUUUUUGCUUUGACAUUCUAUUAUAUAUUUUUUUCUAGGGUCAAUGCUGUGAAUGCUAAGUUUUAUGAUUCUGGUCAUCUUAUUUUGAUUUUAAAAAGUUAGAGUGCUAUAGUUGAGUUCUGAAGUACUGUUUCUGGCUUGAAAAAUAUGGAGUAACACAGUUUAAUAAUUCUGACUUCAUAUGUGGACAGUUUCUGAUAAUAAAUAUAUCAGAAGUGAUUAUAAACAAGUGUUAUAUCAUCUGAAAUGAACUCGCAAGGCACCUUAGAAUCUCAGUGCUGGGAAGAACCUUAGAAAACUAGUCCAAGCCGUUGAUUGUUUCUAAUGAGGAAAUGAAGGCCUUGAGAGGGUAUCUUGCCUAGGAUGACUAAUUCGGGGCUGAACCAUGGCUGGAACACAACUUCUUGAUUUUCCAGGCCACUGCUUCCCCACUCUCCCACAUGGCAUAUGCUGUAGCCUGUGUCAGAUAUAAUGGACAGCAGAUCUGCAGGGGAGACCCAGAAACAAGCCAACCUGCUUGUCUUGUCUUUUAAAUAAGUUGAAAUAGUAUUGAGAUGUAGUGAUUUCAAGAAGGUAACCUCUUAUCUUUAUUCAUAUGGUCAUGCUAUAUAGAAUCUGGUACGUUUAUUGCAUUUUGGAGAUUUGUAAAUUAUAUAUUACUUGUGAAGAUAACGUCUUGUUAAAACUGUACUUUCUCCUUAGAAGUGCAUGCCAGCUGUAGAAUUAUCUAAAGAAAAUGCACUGUUUUUAGUGUUUGGAUCAUUUGGGUGUAUGUGGGCCUUGGCCUUUCUCCCAUGGCUCAAAUUUCGUAAUACAAAAUUUUUAACAAUAAUCUCAGCAUCAGCAUUUGAAAGUUCUGUUUUUCCCAUACGGUAACUUUUAACUUUUCCUUAUUUAUAUUUAUAUUUGUAUUUGUGCUUAAACUAUCCUGAACUUGUAAAUUAAAAAAAAAAAACCCUAAAUGUUAAUGAUCUUUUCCUGAAAUGUAUUAAAUAUUAUCUCUCCUGAACACUUUAUCUUAGUUACAUUCAGUUAUUAUGCCUCUUAUAUAGCAAUCAAGCCUGUCUGUGGAUCUUAAAUUAAUCGUUAAAAGGACUAAGUAAAUGUACACCAAGUUGUGUACAUUGAGAUUUCUUGGGAGUGUUCAAGUAUUUUUCUGAUAUAUAGAGUAUGCAUGUGUUAACACAGUAAAUAAAAAAUACAUCAAAACAAAAACGAUUCUCAAACAAAAGGGAUUAUAUCUUUAGGUAUAUAUAAAAAGGCCAGAUGUAAUAUUUAUCCUUGAAAUAUUUCCAGAAGCAAUAAAAUCAGUUGAUAACAUAAGCCUUUCAGGAAUUGGAAGCAUAUGAACAAAUAAAAUAGGCAAAGAUAACUGUUUUGUUAAAAGGCUUUUGUCUUGAUGGGAAGUGAAAAGCAGUAUGAUUUUACUUAUUGCUCAUUUAAGCUGUUUCUUUUUAUUUGCUUUAGUGUAACUGACGGAAAUUGCCUCUGGCCCUCAUCUUAUAAAAAACGUUCUCUCCACUUAAGAACUUUUGGUUAUUUCUCUACCCUUUUGCAAAAAGGUCUCCUCUGGUGCUUUUUGCUAUUAGGCAUAAUCAUUCCUCAUAAUGUUUAAUUUAGUGUUUAGUUCUUAGUUCAUGUUAUUUCUUUCAUCCUUUGUGACCAGAUUAUUUUUCUUUCUAGCUUUUGGUAGGGUUUUAUGUCAUUAGAUAAGUUUUGAGUCAUCAGAAGAGUCUGCUAGUUAUUUCUGAAUGUCUGUUUCCCUUUCUCCCAUGAUGAUAGAACCCCAAAUUUCUAUCUGGGCACAUGCUACCUAGAAUAAAGACUAUUUUCUUAGUCUCAGUUGAAAUUAAAUAUGGCUGUGUCACAACGUUUUGUUCAAUGGAUGCACAGCAGAAACGGCAUCUAGGAACUUUUCUUAAAGACAUCUGACAUAUACCCUUUGUCCCCUUUUCUUUCCACUCCCUUUCUUUCUAUUUCUUUCCUCCUGUUGCUUGGAAUGGGGAUGUGAUAGCUACCAUUUGAACCAUAAGAGCAAGAGCUGUACCCUUAGGUUGACAAAGCAGGAGACUGAAAGGAGCUGUACCCUUAGGUUGACUGAAAGAGGGCAUUGUGGAGAUAUCUGCCAUCCUAGCCCUGGCUUGCCUGCCUCUAGACUUUUAUGUGGACAGAGAAAUAAACUUCUGUUUUGUUUAAGGCACUGUAUUUUGGGUCUCUUACUGCCAAACUAAUCAUAAGUGAGGCUUAAGAACAGGCUACUGACCUUGUUCUAUGGGUGAGAAUUGUGUGGAAGAUAUUAGUCCUUUACAUCUGUAAAGUAUUGACAGAUCUGUGGUCUUGAAUUUAUAUAGGUGACCUUAGGGACAUCACAUGUCUAUUAGAUUUAUAGCAGUUUUAGUAAAAAGUUCUUUCAAAUGGAGUGUUUGGUUACACUAUUACUUAGAAGUGUGAAAAACUGCAAAUAAACUCAGUUUAAUAAAUAAAAAGAA